Messenger RNA from Sardina pilchardus (European sardine), 2069 nucleotides. RefSeq names its product BTB (POZ) domain containing 16 (gene btbd16). Bases 94 to 1908 code for a protein of 604 amino acids. Lineage: Eukaryota; Metazoa; Chordata; Actinopteri; Clupeiformes; Clupeidae. The record is from RefSeq and is a predicted model, not a curated record. The transcript has 17 exons.
UCGGCUUCUUUCAGACUUGGCGUAUCAUGUUCUCUCCACUGUAUGCAGUUGACGCUAUUUAGGCCUACAGGUGAAAACUGGCGAUAGGCUAUAAUGUUAUCCCAAAAAUAUGGACAAUGGCUUGCUUCCACAGGAGUGUCGCCGCUAACUCUGUCGACCAAACGCUUGCCUGACUGUGUCACGACUGGAUGCAAACUGAAUGUGUCUGUCUGUAACAUGCAGCUGCCGCCGGUCUGGUCUUCUGCCCGAAAGCGCAGGCAGGUGGGACAUACCAACCGCUUCCAACUGCGUGGCGUCACCGCGGUGGUCGCGGGCAGCGACCUGCUUGGACAAGCGCAGGUGGAGCGAUCAGUGCGUGCGGGCAUGAACGCGACCUUGAAGAGUAUCAGGACAGCCGAGUUUCCAGUCGGUGGUCAUGACGAUGCCCCCUGCUAUGAGUCGAUGCUGCCACAGAUCACGUCUCCGCAGGGCUCACCCGUGCCCGUCCACUCUAGACCCUGUUCCCUCUCCCCAGGUUCCCCCUCUGCUUUUAAACCUGUGGAGAAAUUCUACAUGGUGUCACGCCAGACUGUCAACUACAGUCAGCCAGAUGCAGUUCUGGAAUGCCUGGGCAGCCAAUGGGAGCUGCACCUGCCCUACCUGAUCAAGUCGUCCACGCUCACUCACCUGUACGCUAGCUGUCGCAAGCAGAGGCUGCCGUACCCACCCCCCGAGCCUGCAGGCAGUAAGAGUGGCGGCCGCAGGUGUGAAGGACCCCAUAGCAGGCCUCAGACUCAGCCCUCCCAGAGGAAAAGGAAGGAGAGGACAGCUCUGGAUCCUGUGUUCAUGCAACUUCCUGUCAAAGACCCGUCCAUAACCAAAGAGGUGCUGUCCUUUGCUCUCAGGACUCUGUACGCACCUGACACCUGUCCAGAGCAGUGGACUGAGGGGCUGUUGGCUGCUGCUAUCCACCUGGGCCUCCCCCCGCUGUUUGAGAGGUGUCUAUCAGAGAUGCGGAGCAGGAUCAGGCCAUCCACUGUGUGUGAGUUCCACAGUGUGGCAAGCAGGUAUAAGGAGGAGAGCUUGGUGAAAGACUGUGAAAAGUGGUUAGAGCGCCACCUGGUGUGUGAGUUAAGCAACAGCAUCUACCUGAAGUACCUGCCUUUGGAGCUGCUCCUGAAAACCCUCCAGUCUCCCAGGGUCUUCUCCCCCAGUGAGUAUCAGAUGUUUAGGACAGUGCUCUACUGGGUUUACCUGCAGUUUAACUUCGCCCUGCAAGUCUUACCCACACACUCACACAUCAUUGCCUUCUUCUCCAGCUGGCCGAGGGAGGGGGCUUUCUUGGAGCAGCCAGAGGGCCAGAGGUUCUCGAUCCUCUUCCAUUCUCUACGGCUCCACGGCAUCACAGACUGCCACCAUCUUGAGGAGAUGCAGAGGACGCAGAUCUUCCCUCAGUCGUGGCUCCUCCAUCUCUUCUCCACCCAUUAUUACACAAUGCUGAAAGGGGGGGAUAUGCCAGUGAGCAAUUUCUCCCAGCAGGCUGUACGCUUUGGGAUGGUCAUCGACAGGCAGGAAUCACAAUGCUGCUCUCAGACAGUUGCCCUCUGGGGAUUGUAUUUCCUUAUGAGUGUGGCCAGGAGAGAAUCAAAUACACACACUUUCAAUCUGCAGAGGCUGAAGCCGUGGGACUCCGAGCCUCCAUCCCGUGCCUGGCAGCGCCACCCUGUGAGCAUGAUGGCAGAGCGACUGGUCUGCUACCAGGUCAUUGUUCAGAGCCAAAAUGGCGACCAGUGGAUGGACUUCUGCUCUGGCCCCAUCCACCAUGAGUUUGGCCUAAAUAUGCCCUCUUCCCACAGUGAGGUCUUCAAGCUCUCGGGUCUGACCCUGCCUAUUCUCGUGACCUUUGCCCUUGCCUUACCGCCCUUGUGACCUCACGUUGCCACGCAGACACAACUCAGCUGAAGCUGUCAGAGGUGCAAUAAAUCUGCUCCCAAAGCCUCCUGUGCUGUUAUCACAGUGCAUCACAUAUUUCAUUUCAUGUCAUGUAUUUGUAUGGACAACACACACUCAUGAACAUUGCUGUAAAAUGU